Dermacentor silvarum is the source of this 1462-nucleotide messenger RNA. RefSeq lists its product as uncharacterized. Gene Ontology annotation, biological process: lipid metabolic process. The transcript has 3 exons. Gene Ontology annotation, molecular function: phosphoric diester hydrolase activity. NCBI's taxonomy places the organism in Eukaryota, Metazoa, Arthropoda, Arachnida, Ixodida, Ixodidae. The record is from RefSeq and is a predicted model, not a curated record. Bases 58 to 912 code for a protein of 284 amino acids.
CUUUCUUGUACGUUGCACGUAGCGGGUAGUCAUAGAAUUGUGCGCUCUGCGUCCACCAUGAUAUCGGCACUGUUUGUUUUUAUCAUAUCCGGAACCAGCCAUGCUCAUACUUUCCCAGAAAUGCGAAAAUCUGGAACGUACUUGACAGUAUCGUCCUUCAGUGGGCUUGAGAAGCACGGCUACUUCGAGCUGAACUGGUUUGGCAUACAGCAGGAUUACAUAGGAAAAACAUUUGCCAUUCUCUCAAGAUACAACCCGCCAAGAGUUGUUUCCGACAUCCUCUGCCUGUGGACUAUCAAAACUUCUUCCGGUAGACACGAAACUAGCGUUUUAGCACCAAACUUCAACGUCAGCACACUGAUGAGAGGAGAGUGCCUCGGAUACUGGGCACUCAUCGUGCAAAACGAAAAUACUCAAGAAAAAGGAAGGGCGUUGGAACUUGGAAGGCAGAAAGCAAGCUGGAACAUGAAAAAAGGAGGAUACAACACGACCAUUCUCCAUCUUACUCAGCUUAUCAGCUGUUUUAAGAAGCACAUUUCGUCAUCGAAGGGAUCAAAUCUCAAAUGCUUCGAAGUACUGCACUCGUCGUGCUUCACACCGAAGCCCCGGUGGAUGCGAGAAAACUACUCCGCACUCUCAUCACUAAGUUUAAUGGACAUGCUCAUUCCUGGAACGCACGAUGCCGGGAUGUACAACCAAGGCAUCACGCUUCCACACGAAAAGCACAUGUACACUCAAGACCAAACGAUAAAGCAGCAGCUAGCCUAUGGCAUUCGUUCCCUGGAUCUGAGGGUGCAAUAUUCCAGUGGCCAGUUUUAUAUUACCCAUGAUAGGGUGCGAGGAUGGCCAACCGUAAUCCAGGUACUCAGGGAGGUCCGCGAGUUUGUGGAAGAGACCGAACGCAGCUCUUAGGCGCCCGUUCCUGCGGCGCGCGUCGGCGUCUCACGUAACCGAGUGAAGAGCGUAGCGGGAUAUGAAAGACGGCGAUAGCGAAGAGAGCGCGAGGUGGAAAGCGGAGGAGGAGGGCAUGGCGAAAGCGGGAGCCGUCUGCGGCGGCUGCAGUGAAUAGCACCCUCGUGUCACCCACUAGCCGCCUCUCGCGAUCUCCCGGUUAGCGAGACAGUCGCGCCACACUUCGCUCCGUUUGCAACGUGCCGCACGGGACAGGUUGUCCGAGCUCGAUCCAAAUAGGUCGCGAAGUUGUGGGAGAAAAGCGGUUCAGAACGAAUUGUCACCGACACCAGCAAGGGUGGUUAUGGGAGCAGCGAUUGAAGCGCGACUAUGUUUGGAGGGAAGAAAGAUUGGGAAAGAAAAAAGAGUGUUUUUUAAUUAAAGCAAACAGCUGAACUUUUCAUGCAUCGCUUUCCCCGCUGAAAGCUCGAAACUCCUAUCAAGUCGAAUGGCGGGGCAUUUGAAUAUGCAGCUAUAAAUGCAGGCCUCUGAAAACAAAUUUCGCGCCUCU